GUUGCUAGCGCAUGCGCAUUUUACGCAGCCGACACGAGUCAACAAAAAUAAACAAAGCCGCUGGAUCUCCCGCUCUUUUGUUUGAGAAGCUACAAGUACCGUGCUGUAUAAAGUAAUGUUGUAGUAUGUGGGAAAAAUACAUAUAGUUAUAACUACCGCUGAGUUAGUAUAACUGUGCAUCAUCUAAGUACUGUGCACCUUCGAUUCCAAAGAAAGCGUUUACGUUUUCUGUAAUAUAUUGUUACAUCUAUACUCUUAACCCCGCCGGCAGGAAGCUCACUUCAUGUACAAACAUGAAAGCGCGCGUGGGUGUUUACUAGACAAACAAGCCUGAAUUACAGUUAAAACUCUUUUUACCGUAAUAUUUUAACUCAACAUGAUUAUAAUAAAAAAACUGAUAAAAUUUCUGCUGAUGAAGAAACUAUUUAAUACUCCACAAUAGAUGGUGCUAUGGCUGUUUCUCAUAAUUUUUGGUGCCACACAUACUCAACUGGAGGUUAGACAAUGAUGUUUCAAAUCAUUCAUUAGGAUAUCAACAAAAUUUUUCGUACUCUGUGAAAACAUUAAGGAAUGAUGUACUAAUAAUUGGAUAAGGAUCAACUUUAGUCUCAAUUUGAAAAUUAAAAUAAGCAAAAUUAGACUGCAUUUUUAAAGUUAGUGCAAUUUUUUCACCCUUGACUUAUCUGAAGAAUAUAAUUUUUUGUUUUAUUGUGCCAAAUAAUACCUCAUUCAUUCUCUGUGUUUUUUAAAUAACAUAGUGAAGAUAGCAUCUGACUGAUAAACUGUUUUUCUUGUCACUAAGUCUUGUUAAUGCUAUUUUUUCUUAAAAAAUACAAUUUUUUUUUUCAAGCUUCAUUCAUUUAAUUGUACAUUUUGAAUUAUUUUUUAUUAAUAUAACAAAGAAAAAAUUAUCAUUUAUGAUCUACACAAAAUUUUAAAAUGAUGUUGGAUAAUCACAAGGUUAAUUUGUGGUUUACAUAAAAUUCUAAUAUAGAUAUUGCAUGGAAAAUUCCUGUUAAUUUUCUUAUUGUAUAAAUUUACAUUUAUGUUUCUUAUUUCUUGAUUUCAAGUUAAAGGUAUAGAAUAGAAUGUGUAUCUUAAAUAUUUUGUAAAGUAUAUUUCACAUGUUUUGACAAUUAAUGUGUCAAGCCUUUAUGUUUAAUAUAAUUUAACUAAACUAAUCAUUUUAUAUUUUGAUUGUAAAACUUAGGUGAAAAGUCUGUAUAAAACUUUUUUUUAAUUAUUUUAUUAGAAAUAUAUUUAUAACAUUUUGUUCUCAAUUGUUAAUAUUUGUUUUCAAAUAAAUAAUGAAACAUAGAAAAAAGGAGUAAAGUUAAAAGUUCGCAUUCUUGUUAUCUGCUUUCUCUCUAAAAUUUUUUUUUAAUUUCAUUAAACUCAAUUUGUUAAAUUUUGUGUGUUGUUAAAAGAUAUCUACGUUUAUUCGUCAUGUCUGGUGAAGUUUUUCUGCUUACACUUCCCGCGAGCAACAGCUCUGUCGAUACCAACGAUAAACCUUUUUCUUGUAAUAUAUGUCACAUGCGUUUUCCUCGAAGAGGUAGUUUAAAAGCACAUUAUUCUGUUCAUUCUGGUGAAAAGCCUUAUAUCUGUAGUACGUGCAAUGCAUGCUUUGCUAGAAAAGGUAAUUUAGACGAACAUGUUAAUGUUCAUAGUGACGAAAAGCCUUAUCCUUGCAAUGUAUGUAAUGUGCGAUUUUCUCAAAAAAGUUCUCUUAGUAGACACAAACUUAUUCAUUCUGAGAAGAUUAAAAAGCCUCACUUUUGCAGCAUAUGUAAUAUGUGUUUUGCCCUGAAAAGUACUUUACGUAGACAUUAUCUGCUACAUAGUGGUGCAGAACCUUAUUCUUGUAAUAUAUGUAAUAAGCAUUUUUCUGAAAAAUGUUUUUUAAAUAUACAUUAUCGUACUCAUACUGGAGAGAAACCUUUUUCUUGCAGUAUAUGUCAUGAGACUUUUACUCAAAAAGGUAAUUUAAAUUCUCACUUUCGGACUCAUUCUGGUGAAAAACCUUAUUUAUGUACCCUAUGUAAACAGAAUUUUUCUCGGAAAAGUGCUCUAAAUAAGCACAUCCUCGCUCGUUCCUGUAAAACUCCUUAUACUUGUAGUAUAUGUAAUGAAUGUUUUUUUAAAAAAAAAGAUUUGCAAGUUCAUGUUCGUACCCAUUCUCUUGAAAAGCCUUAUUCUUGUAGUAUAUGUCAGGCAAGUUUUAAAAAAAAAACUCUUUUGAUUGAACAUAGUAAGUUUAAUUCGUGUAGUGAAUGUAAUAUGUGUUUUUCUUACAAACGUCAUUUACAUGAACACAAUAUUAUACAUCAUGUUGAAAAGCCUUAUUCUUGCGAUGAAUGUGAUUUGCAUUUUUCUCACAAAAAUGAGUUCUACAAGCAUAAGCGUGUUCACAAUGGGGAAAAGUCUUAUUCUUGUAGCGUAUGCGAUAAAGAAUUUUCUAAAAAAAGCCAUUUAAAUGCGCACUAUCCGGUUCAUUCUGCUGAAAAUCCUUAUCCAUGCGGCAAAUGUAAAAAGACUUUUUUUCAGGAAAGUGCUUUAGAGAGGCAUAGCCGUGUUCACGUCGAUAAAAAUCCUUAUAUUUGUAGUAUAUGUAAUGCAUCAUUUUAUCAAAAGUAUAGUUUAAGAAUUCACAGCCGUGUUCAUAUGGUUGAAAAGGAAAAGCCCUAUUCUUGUCAUAUAUGUAAAGCACGUUUUUCUAGAAAAAUUCUUCUUUUUCAACAUAAAAGGCUUAAUUCUUGCAGUGAAUGCAAUAUGUGUUUUUCCCAUAGAAGUGAUUUGAGUAAACAUACUUGUGCCCAUUCUGUUGAAAGGCCUAAUUCUUGUAGUGUAUGUAAAGCGAGUUUUAAAAAAAAAACUCUUUUAAUUGAGCAUAAUAAGUUUUAUUCUUGUUUUGAAUGUAAUAUAUGUUUUUCACAUAAAAGUAAAUUAAGUGACCAUAUUCGUGAACAUGGUUGGCGUAUUAGAAAGUCUUAAAAUAAUUUGUCAUUUUUGUUUAACUUUUUAAUAUCUUGUUUCUUGUAUAUGUGUUUCUUGUAUGUCUGUAAUAUUCUUGUAUUUGUGUUUUUCCCAUAGAAGUGAUUUGAGUAAACAUAAUUUUGUCCAUUCUGUUGAAAAGUCUAAUUCUUGUAGUGUAUGUAAGGCAAGUUUUAAAAAAAACUCUUUUAAUUGAGCAUACAAGUUUUAUUCUUGUUUUGAAUGUAAUAUUUGUUUUUCCUACAAAAGUAAAUUAAGUGACCAUAUUCGUGAACAUGGUUGGCGUGUUGCUAAGUUUUAAAAUAAUUUGUCGUUUUUGUUGAACUUUUAAUAAUAUUCUUUUCUAUCCGAAAAUAAAAAGUUUUAAAAAAUGA
Molecule: messenger RNA, 3368 nt
Organism: Parasteatoda tepidariorum (common house spider)
Lineage: Eukaryota; Metazoa; Arthropoda; Arachnida; Araneae; Theridiidae
Biological process (GO): regulation of transcription by RNA polymerase II
Cellular component (GO): nucleus
Molecular function (GO): DNA-binding transcription activator activity, RNA polymerase II-specific; RNA polymerase II cis-regulatory region sequence-specific DNA binding
Source: RefSeq, a predicted model, not a curated record